AUGCGGGCAGAGUCGAGGAGCGCGAGGGAUGCUCGUCUGGGGGCUGCGGGAGCGACAACGUGGAAGGCGUUCUGGAUGGACGCGGGCGGGGUCGACGGGGCGAGGGAAGACUGGGACGUGGACUGGAUGGAUUCUGCCAUGAACGUCGCGCAUGCCGCACGCGCUGCGCUCACUCUCGCCCGCGCAUCCUCCUCCUCCGCCCCCAGCCGCCCGUCCUUCCCCUGCGUAGACGCUCAUGCCCAUCGCGAGUCCCGCAUACGCGCAUCCUAUGCCGCCGACGCCCGGCCUGCCUCUGAGGACGGCCCGGAGCCCCCGUACGCACGGCCCUCGCCCCAGUCCUACCGCGUCUAUCACCACCCCACGCCCGUCUCUCUCACGUACGGCUCGAGUCUGCCCGCAUUCGACAUCGCGUACGAGACCUGGGGCACUCUCUCGCCCCGCACGGACAACGCCAUCCUCCUCCACACCGGUCUCUCCGCGUCCUCGCACGCCGCGUCCACAGAAGCCAACCCCUCCCAGGGCUGGUGGGAGAAAUUUAUAGGCCCCGGGCUCGCCUUGGAUACCGACAAAUACUUUAUCAUUUGCACAAAUGUCCUUGGUGGCUGCUAUGGCUCCACAGGCCCUUCGUCGAUCGACCCCCGGACUAACCAGCCCUACGCUACCACCUUCCCGAUCCUGUCCAUCUUCGAUAUGGUCCAAGCGCAGUUCCACCUGCUCGACCACCUCGGUAUCGAGCAUCUCUAUGCGAGCGUCGGGAGCAGUAUGGGCGCCAUGCAGAGUUUAGCUGCAGGUUGGCUAUAUCCUCAGCGGGUUGGGAAGGUUGUCAGCAUCAGCGGGACCGCCCGCAGCAGCCCGUCUGCUAUCGCUAUGCGCUUCGCUCAGCGUGCGGUGCUGAUGGCAGACCCGAACUGGAAUAACGGUUUUUACUAUGACCGUCUACCGCCCCAUACAGGCAUGAAGCUAGCUAGGCAAAUCGCCACAAUAACCUACCGCUCCGGCCCAGAGUGGGACAUCCGUUUCGGCCGCAAGGUCCGCCCACUGCCCCCUUCAGAGGAACCGGAGAAGGGCAUGCCCCGCCCCCCCGCGCUCUGCCCGGACUUCCUGAUCGAAACCUACCUCGACCAUCAAGGCGAACAGUUCUGCCUAAAGUACGACGCGAACUCGCUGAUCUACGUCUCGAAAGCGAUGGACCUGUUCGACAUGACCCUCCCCGCGCUGCAAGAACUCAACCUCUCGCCACCCCCACCAAGUGGCUCGCACCCAUCGCAGUUGACUCAUCCUGCUUCUCCCUGCAAACCGCCGCAGGAGCAGCCCCGCAGGCAUACCUCCCACUCGAAGCACCACCCCCCGCCGCCGAACCCGCCGCCGCACCUCCCGGACCUCGCCGCGGGCCUCUCCCCGCUCGCGAACACGCCCGUCCUGAUCCUCGGCGUGCAGAGCGACAUCCUCUUCCCGGUCGAGCAGCAGCGCGAGGUCGCGGACGCGCUGCGCAUGGCGGGGAACCAGCGCGUGAGCUACUACGAGCUCGGCGGGGUGUGGGGGCACGAUACGUUCUUGUUGGAUGUGCAGAAUGUUGGGGGCGCGAUUAGGGGGUUCUUGUGAGGCGAUGGGUGGCGGGUGCAGCGUGUAUCCAUAGUCUCCCGUUCUUCUUCCUGCUUGUAGAUCUCGGAAGACUAGGUCUUCUACGUACAUCAGUGCUGUAUAGAUCCCGUAAUAUACGACGUCCAGCAAGGUCGUGCAUCUAAUACAGCACGUCUUUCAUGAGAGCCCUC
Gloeophyllum trabeum ATCC 11539 is the source of this 1772-nucleotide messenger RNA. Its product is annotated as homoserine acetyltransferase. The record is from RefSeq and is a predicted model, not a curated record. Gene Ontology annotation, molecular function: homoserine O-acetyltransferase activity; L-serine O-acetyltransferase activity. The transcript is spliced from 5 exons. Gene Ontology annotation, biological process: L-homoserine metabolic process. The coding region runs from base 1 to 1602 and encodes 533 amino acids. NCBI's taxonomy places the organism in Eukaryota, Fungi, Basidiomycota, Agaricomycetes, Gloeophyllales, Gloeophyllaceae.